This is a messenger RNA of Argiope bruennichi, 1517 nucleotides long. Its product is annotated as aurora kinase C-like. Bases 384 to 1295 code for a protein of 303 amino acids. Gene Ontology annotation, cellular component: spindle pole centrosome; spindle midzone; spindle microtubule. Gene Ontology annotation, biological process: regulation of cytokinesis; protein phosphorylation; mitotic spindle organization. Gene Ontology annotation, molecular function: ATP binding; protein kinase activity. The transcript is spliced from 8 exons. The record is from RefSeq and is a predicted model, not a curated record. Lineage: Eukaryota; Metazoa; Arthropoda; Arachnida; Araneae; Araneidae.
UUGUAUUCCCCUUUGAAAUGCAUAGUAUGUAUACACUACAAAUGCAUUAACCAUCUAUUAUUUCUAAUCGAUUAAUCAUAUUUGUAACUGUUACUAUUAUUUCGGUUUGAAUUUUGGCGGUGUAUUGACGACGUAAAUUAUAAGUUAUUCCGUGCUAUUAAUUUGAUAUUAUUGUAUGUAUAACCAAUGUUAAUUUAUUUCGUUUAUAAAUAUUCUUAUAACAAUUAAUUUUCCAAUGUCAUAAUAUUAUUUGAUUUGUGAAAGGGUUUUCUCUUUUUUCCCCCCCCUCCUCUUUUGAACGAUUUAUUUAAAUAUAACUAAUUAUCUUAGUAUUCUGUAAAACUACAAGUUUCUGUCAUUUACUUUUGUGUUGCAGCUGAAAUAUGAAUCGGAGUAUCCUUGACCGAUCAAAACGGAUGCAUGAAAGCACCUUGGAACUUAUUGAUGAAGAUAAAGAAACACCUAAUAAAAAUGACAGUAACAGAAAAAUUCCCAUGAAAGUAUUCACUAUUGAUGAUUUUGAUAUUGGACGACCUUUAGGAAAAGGAAAAUUUGGAAAUGUUUACCUUGCUAGAGAAAAGAAAACUCAUUUUAUUGUUGCACUAAAGAUCCUUUCAAAAUCGCAAAUUUUAAAGAAUGGAGUGGAACAUCAAAUACGUCGAGAAAUUGAAAUUCAAACACAUUUGAGGCAUCCUAAUAUUUUGCGUAUGUAUGGUUACUUUUGGGAUGACACCAAAAUCUAUCUUAUUCUUGAAUUUGCUGCUCGUGGAGAGCUGUACAGAACUCUCCAAAAGCACCAGUACUUUGAUGAAAAAACUGCUGCUACAUACAUGGCUCAGUUAGCAAAUGCAUUCAUAUAUUGUCAUUCUAAAAAAGUGAUUCAUAGAGACAUCAAACCUGAAAAUUUAUUAUUGAGCUUAAGUGGUGAUAUAAAAAUUGCUGACUUUGGUUGGUCUGUUCAUGCACCUUCAUUGAAACGCAAGACCAUGUGUGGCACUCUGGAUUAUUUGCCACCAGAAAUGUUGGAUAAUAAAGUAUAUGACUCUACUGUAGAUUUGUGGUGUCUUGGUGUUUUAUGUUAUGAGUUUUUAGUGGGAAAGCCUCCAUUUGAAUCGGAUACUACAUCCGAAACCUAUGCAAAAAUUCGAAAAGUUGAUGUCCGCUUUCCUAGCAGAGUUUCUGAAUUAGCUCAGGAUUUCAUAAUGAAGCUGCUAAAGAGAGAUCCACGCCAAAGAAUGAGUUUAGAAGAAAUGCUCGAGCAUCCCUGGAUUUUACAAAAUGCAAAAACAGCAUAAAAGAAUCCUGAAAUUGAAGCUAUAAAAAUGAAGAAAACCUUUGUAUAUAUCUAAUUUCAAAUGUGAAUGAUUUUUUAUUAGAAAACUUUGUGUAUAUUUUUUAUUUUUGACACUAAAGAGGUGUAGAAUUUUUCAUUUCUGUUCCAUCUUUUAAACAGAAAUGACAUAUGUUUUCUGGCAUUUUUCUGUAAUGCUAUUAAUUGGUUGCUUUUAUAUUUUUAA